Messenger RNA from Vitrella brassicaformis, 592 nucleotides. The record is from the annotation of a GenBank genome assembly. Lineage: Eukaryota; Vitrellaceae.
GUGCCUGGAAAGAGCCGCGCAGUGCUGUUUCGGCACGCAUAGGAGGUGAGGUAGGUAGCAAGGAUGGCUCCAGUGGAUGUCCCGGCGACAACGUCGAAGCACUCGCCAAUCGUCAGAUUGUCAAUUCCCGUUUGGUUUCGGAGCUCGUCCUCCAGGACCUCCAGCACACACGCAGCAACGAUUCCACGCACGCCGCCACCGUCCAGGGCCAGGAUUGAUCGCUUUCUUUUCUGCUUCUGACGCACGCACAGCCAGAGGCACACGUGAACAAAAUGGCGAGAGAUCUUGUGUUGUUGGCAGCUUGCUACCAGGCUCCAGCACAAGGGCCUUCUCCGUGCAUUGGAGGGGAGAAGAGUCUCCACUUUCGUUGCGCCGGGCACAAUCUGCAUGCUCAACCCACGCGCGAUAGCCAGAUGACGACCCUGAGUUAUGACAAACAGACAACACAGCUUGUGUAUUCGUUCUUGCUACAUCCUUUUUGGUCCUUGCCUACCCGCAGCCUGGUCUGCGGUCCUACUCCUGACGCAGGCACGAGGGUCCAGAAGCCAUGGACAAGGACUCCGACGAUCACAACUGCAGCAAGCAACUUCAU